Drosophila grimshawi is the source of this 1064-nucleotide messenger RNA. RefSeq lists its product as uncharacterized. Lineage: Eukaryota; Metazoa; Arthropoda; Insecta; Diptera; Drosophilidae. The transcript has 2 exons. The coding region runs from base 202 to 402 and encodes 66 amino acids. The record is from RefSeq and is a predicted model, not a curated record.
AGAAUUGUGUGUCUGGUGUUUUUUUUUUUUUGUAUUUAAAUAACAUGCCCGAACUUCUUUGACAUCAUGGAGCUACUGGACUGAAUGGACUAACUGGACUUCCUGGACUUCUUAAACAAACUUGACUAUAUAACUCGGACUGACUGGACUUCGUACACGGACUUGACUUUGCGUAUUUACUUGGACAUCUGGGACUGAGGCAUGACUUCUGGUAAGUUCGAGCUCACACAGGAUCCAUUAACCAAUAAGAGGAUAUUGCUACUUAAAUCCCCGGGUUGCAGCAGCUUGAAUCAAAUAGUAAAUAUCAAUACCACAGUACGCCAGUCAAAAAGAAACAAACAGCAGCAGCAACAGCAGAAACAACAUCAGCAGCAGCAAGAACAGCGGCAGCAGCAGCAGUAACAGCUUAAAUCAUAAACCAUCAACAACAGAAUCAUGAGCAGCAGCAAAUACAGCAAACCAGAUACUCAAAUAUAAAAGCCGCCAAUGGGAAGCUCAACAGCGCCAAGUACAACCAAACCAAAAUUUCCGUUUUCAUAGACAAUAACAAGAGGAGAAUGCAUCAAAAUGACAAAAACAACGACAAGAAUAGCCACGCCAACACAAAAAUAAUCAGCAGCGUCACCAGUAAAAUGACCUGCACCUAAAUUCUAAUUGACCAGGUCCCACCACUGCGGCAGAAACAAGAAACUAGGAAGGCUUAAACAACACCCCAUGAAGAAAGUCAAUUUUAAGCACUUACGUUUGAAUGAAUGCUAUAAAAUCGCCCCUAACUAACUUUAAAGGAACAUUCAAUUCAAUAUUAACACAUUUGCACACAUUAUAUACAAAAGUGUAUUUAAUUAUACUACUUACAUUUUAUAAUAAACUUUUGUUAUAAAUAAGACAUUUCGAGACACGCUGAAGAAUUCAGAGAUUUUAGAAAGUUUUGUCAAAGGUUACAAGAAUUUCCAUAUCACAUUUCUAUUAAAUUUUUUAAUAAAACUAUAACUUUAAGCCAGACGCUAGCAAGCAGACAAGAAUUACAAGAAUUGCACAUAUCGACAAAAAAUUACAAUACAAAA